This is a messenger RNA of Tribolium madens (black flour beetle), 2258 nucleotides long. RefSeq lists its product as uncharacterized. The record is from RefSeq and is a predicted model, not a curated record. Lineage: Eukaryota; Metazoa; Arthropoda; Insecta; Coleoptera; Tenebrionidae. The coding region runs from base 1667 to 2203 and encodes 178 amino acids. The transcript has 4 exons.
UGUUGAAAUAUUCAAGUUCAUAUUGUGCUGAUUUAAUCUGAAAAUGUACAUAAUUAUUGAUUGCUUAAUUUUUACACUGUUUAAUAGAGAAAAUAACCAAGUUUACUUUUUGAAAAUCGAAAAUGAUCAUUAAAAAAUAUACAGGGUGGUUUUGAAAAUAUUGGCGAAAUUUUACAGUGUUGGAUAUUGACAUGCUAAACAAUAGUUAUUUAUUAUACAAGACGAUAAAAUUGAAUUUUAUCUCUGAGAGCAAUUUAGCGUGGAGGAGUCAGCCGAGUAAAAAAGUAAAAUUCAAGAAUGAAAUCUAAUGUCAAAGAUCGUUGGCAACUAACAACCGCAGAUAAACAACAAUGGAUGUAUUUUUUAUCAUCUAGACGAUAAAAUUUCAUUUUAACAUGAAGAAAAGUGUAGAUAAAAUUCAAUUUUAACAUAGAUUGAAUAAAAUGUCUUAAUAAAAUUUUUCGUAAUUCGCACCGUUACCGAGAAAAAAAACUUAGAUACCUUAACCUUUUAUCAUAAUGUUUCGGACUGGAAUUGUGUUUUUUGUUAUUUUUUUAUAUUUAAAAUGCGAGAAAAGUUUAUAAUUAUUUAAUAAUAAUAAAUAAAUAAUACAGAUUAAACUUGACAAUGUUUAAUUCUUAAAAAAAAUAUUCACUAUACUUGAAAAAUUACAAAAUUUUGCAAAACAGAUUAUUAGGAGAGAUUUGAUUUUAGGUAGAAAGAUUUGCUUUUAUUUUUGCCAGUAAAUAUUAAAAAAAAUUAAUUUAGGUAAUAAAUUCCCCGGUUUAGCCAGUUUUCUUCGUGCAAAAACUGUAAAAGCGUCUCGGUCUCGUGUCAACUCUUAAAACCACUCGGCCUUUAAUUUAUGUCCUCAGAGCCAUUAACUGUCCACCCUAAGACAAGCACAAAGUCGAUCGCACCCCAAUUAAAAAUUCCGCAUCCCCCAGCCUAAAAAACCCAUCCUUUUUUCGUUUAAUUGGAGCAAACAGCUUCAGAACGCUUACACGAGCAAAUAUUAACAAAUGUAAUUAAGUUGCUCAACGGCCAGUCCUCCAACAAUAAGAUAACCUAUUAACAAUAAAGCAAAUAUUAACAUCGUAUACAUGACCCAACUAUGUAAUUUCGUAUUAACAUAUGAAUAAUCUGUAUGGUGUUGUAAUUAGAGUGCUAUCUGGCUGCGAGCACAUUUAACUUAAUUGCAUGCAAAAUUUACACACACAUGUAGGAAUUUUCCAUGAAAACUUGGGGAAAACUGUAGUUUAUGUGAAUAGACGAUUUAAAAAUUGUUAAAGUUGUAAAUACGAUUCGGGGAAGAACCGAGUGGUUUCACGCCAGAGGGCGCUAAACCGGAUCAUCCCCGUUUAGCGAAUACUGUAUAGAUAUAAUGAGGUUACGGUAAUGGCGGACUCGCCAACAUGGCGUCAACAUACAACUGCCAUUUUUAUUUCCGCGUUUGUACAUAAAUAACUAUGAUAAUCAAGUAGGUGAACAAAUAAGAGUUGUAACUAGAUAGAACUGCACUUUAUAUUGUAAGCAAUCACCAAAUAAAUAAAUUAUUAAUAAGCUAGUUGUUAAACCUUCUCCACCAAGGCCAAAACAUGUGUUUACACAUUUUUUCGAAUUUUUCCAACACAUAAAAGAGGAGUUUGGCAAAAAUCGCCACAAAAUGCGCUCAAUCCUUUUUUUCCCACUCAUCACCGGAGUCGCGUUUUGCGCUGAUUCGGGUCCAGUGGGCCCAAUCACACUUUAUGAGUUGAAAAAAUGCGAACCCGACAUCAACAACAUCGAUUUGGAGGCGAAAUUGGAGACGGCUGACGACGGGAGUAACAUCCUAACGGCUUCGUUCACAAUCCCGGAGGAUUACGGCGAAGAAGUCCAAUUUCGCGUCGUGGCCGAUAAAUGGGAGAACGACGACUGGAAGAGGAAUGUGUGGAGCAUGAAUCCGGCUUCGUUUCUCAAAUUCAUCAGUGAGAAUUUGGAGAAGACUUGGGGGAACUUCCGAGAGGCGGUCGAGCCGAAAAUUGAGGAUGCGAUGAAAGUGCCAAAGGGGGAGUACAAGUUGGAGAAGCACCAGCAGGAGUGGCACGACGUGGAGUUGUCUCAAGUGAUUUACGGGAGGUUUUUGGCCACGGUGUACUUGAUCGCCGGCGGGGAGGAGUUCGCCUGCCUCCAGGCCGAAUUGGAGACUUUCGAGGAGGAAUAACUGAUUUAUUUUCUGUUGUAAUUUGCUGAUUCACACAAUAAAUUUCUUUGAAUUU